Molecule: messenger RNA, 1119 nt
Organism: Seminavis robusta
Lineage: Eukaryota; Bacillariophyta; Bacillariophyceae; Naviculales; Naviculaceae
Source: the annotation of a GenBank genome assembly
ACGUCGAGUUGAUGCAAGCUGAUGUCAUGCAUGCAUCGUCCUUAUAACCAAGACGAAGCAGAGGAGAUAUCACUGUGAGCGCAAAGUUUCUGUGCAUCAUCUUGCUAAAGCUACGAAAGGAAGUUCAUCGUCAUAUUUUUGUGUGGUCGAACCAAAUUGGAAAAUGAUUGCCCGUCUUUUGAUUCCCAGCUUGUUGCUUUUGGCGUCUCCCUUUGGCGCCUUCGCCAUUGUGGCUCCCCAAGAGCGUGUGGUGAAGGAGUUGGUCUACCCUGUGACAAAACCUGCGACACCUGCUGUUACUGAAAGUGUUUCCCCAAUGGCAAUUUCUAAAAAGGCCGCUGUGGCCGCAGGAAUGAUGCUUGCUUUCAACAGUGGUUUCACCAAUGGUGCUUGCUUGGGAGGAGGUCUCUUGGCUGGGACCGACAAAUUUGCUGUUGCAGCUGUGACAGGAGCCUGGACUACUUCAGCUUUGGGUGCCGCCAGUGGAAACAUGGCCGCUUUCGCCACCAACGCAAAAGCAAUUCUCAGUUACGUAACUGGAUCUUGCAUUGCCGGCCUCAUGAUUCCUCGUCCCAAGACAUUUGUGUUGGACAAUGGAACUGGACCUACUUUUUUGAUUGGAUCUGCUCUGCUCUAUGCCGCCAGUCGAUUUGCUCAGUCAUCCCCUGGCACCAAGACAUGCUUCUUUUUGGCCCUCAUGGCAAACGGAUUGCAAAACAGUGUGACAUCUGUCCACACUGCCAACUUGUGCCGAUCGGCUCAUUUUUCGGGAAUCACGUCGGACAUUGGAACAUUUUUGGGACAAUGCCUGCGAGGAAACUUUGACAAUGCUUUCAAAUUGAAGGUUUUUGCUUUGUUGGGACUUUCCUUCUGGGUUGGAGGUUUCACUGCCUUCUUCGCGGCGAACAACUACACCACUUCUACUCUGUACUUCAGCGCAGCUCUCCACGCUUUCGUUGGUCUCAGUUUGCUCAUGAACAACAAAUAAAUAAUGAUGUGAGAUCUGAUGUUGAGCGCCCUGUGUUACUACCGUACAGGAAAUUGGCAAGAAACAACUUGAAACUGAUGCUAGCAAGUAGUACUGUUUUGAUUAAUUUAAAAGAAAAGAUGCAUUUACAU